Messenger RNA from Cokeromyces recurvatus, 1075 nucleotides. RefSeq lists its product as uncharacterized. NCBI's taxonomy places the organism in Eukaryota, Fungi, Mucoromycota, Mucoromycetes, Mucorales, Mucoraceae. The transcript is spliced from 3 exons. The coding region runs from base 75 to 1058 and encodes 327 amino acids. The record is from RefSeq and is a predicted model, not a curated record.
UUUUCAUUAAAUUUCCUUUUUUUUGUUUUUUUUUUCUUUCUUUCUUUCUUAUAUACCAUACAUAUACAAUAAUAAUGACAAUUCCCAACUUUUUUAAUAAAAAGAAACAACAACGACACUCAUUUAUAGAUGAUGAGUUGCACGCCUUUGACUUGACUUGGCGAAAUUAUAUUCCUUCUAUUCCACAAUGUUGUUGCUUUUUUAAAAAUAGAGGUGGCGGCAUUCAACUUGAUGAUGAAGAUGAUAAUCUAUUUAUUGAAUCUAUUUAUUAUAAUGAUAGAGAUAUGAACUCUUUUACAAGAGAAGUUGGACAAAAGAAAAAGAAAAAAUCAAGAAAGAGGAGGCAUGAUGAUAAUACUCUUUUUAACUAUCAACAACAAGAAGAAGAAUUAUAUGAUGCUGAGUUUAUUGGAGAUGAACAAAUUGCUAGUUUAAUCACAUAUAAUAAGACUCAGAACAUGGAUCCUUAUGGUGAAGAAUUGUAUAAUAGUAUUGACAAUAGAGAAGAUCCUAUUAUUAUACAAGAAAUACUUCCAAGACAAGGAGGGGAAUUUUACGCUGCUAGAACAAUACCAACAACAAUAGAACAAAUGAUACCAGAACAAACGAUAUCAAAACCUUUAGUAGUACCAGCGCAAGUAUUCUUAAAUGAUCGAAUAGACGAAUUGACUAAAAAAAUAACUUGUAUUAAAAACACAAUGAUUCAAAUUCAUCCAGAAGCAGUAGCAGUAGAGGAGGAUGCAAGUGCUUUAGAUUGUCAAGAAAGUCAUCCUCACGCAGUCGUAAUGUCUGAUAUUGAUUCAGUUACAUCUGAGGCAUUAGAUCUCUAUGAAACUACCGCUCAUCCAUCUUCUUCUAGUAUUCAAAGAUAUUCAUUGGAUAAACUUCAUAUUCCCUCCUUAGUGAAUCAUACCCCUUUUGUAUCUGAACAGCAUCCUUUUAGCUAUUUUACGGAUGAUUCUCUCACUUUACCACCACCUGACUCUAUUGUAAAUAAUAAUGAAGCUCUAAGUGUUCAAAAUGUCUUUCAUGUGGGUAAAAAAUGGCUUGGUUUUUAAAUUAUAUAAAUACAUGC